AUGUCUACCGAGAGUGGGAGUCUUGACUUUCAGGAGGAGCAGGAGAAGAGCGAGGGCAUCACUGUUCAGCCUGAUCUGAUCCAUCCUACAGAUAAGGAUGGUGAUCUCCUUGCGAAAGAUGUUAGGCCUGCCGCGGAAAGACAGCUAGUGCGGCAGCUUGACAUUCGGCUCAUGCCAACAAUCAUCGUAAUUUUCAUCAUGAAUUAUAUUGAUCGCAGUGCAGUGACGUCUGCACGCCUGCAAGGAUUAACACAAGACCUGCAUUUGACUGAGGUCCAGUACUCAACGGUGCUAGCAGUGCUCUGCGCAUCAUAUGUACCCGCACAAAUUCCCUCAAACAUGUCUGAUCGAAUUGGCAAGAUUCUGAAUCGCAUAUCUCGAGCCCUCCAGGAGCUAGCAUUCCGCUCGGCUGUGAUCUAUGGUGGUCUCCUCAUCUCGAACGCGUUUGGAAAUGGCGCUAUCUCUAUUUUCAUUGGUAUUCUUGCCAUCUUCAUUUUGCCGGAUUACCCGCACAACACUCGGUGGCUGACUCCGGCACAGCUACGAUUAGCUCAGGUCCGUCUCGCAGAAGACGCCGGUGAGGCUGACGAAGAUGCAGCAGGUGAAUCGGCGUUCGUCGGUCUCAAGCUAGCACUGAAGGACCCGAAGGUCGGUAUUUUCGCCAUCAUGAAUUGCUCGCAGCUUCUAGGGCUUGGCUUCAUCAAUUUCUUCCCGACGGACCCUGUCAGGCCGCCAUGGAUUUUCGCGACUAUCGUGUGUGCUGUGAACGCAUGGAGUGCGGACAGGACCGGUGAACGAUUCUUCCACCAUUGUUGGCCUUGGUGGGGCGUCCUCGUCGCCUACAUAAUCGGCGCAUCUACGACGUCCAUCGGGGCGCGCUACUUCGCAAUGUUCCUGAUGGCAGCUGGAUACUCAGGCUUCGCCCUGACGGCGGUGUGGGUGGCAAAUGCAAUCCCGCGGCCGCCUGCGAAGCGUUCUGCUGCGAUUGGGAUUGUCAACGGUAUCGGAAAUAUAGGAAAUCUGUAUGCUCUUCAAUCAGUAUGGAGUCCUGAUUACCACCCGUCCAUGUUCAUCGGGAUCGCUUCGCUGACAUUCAGCACGAUCCUUGCGUUUGUCAUUCGGUGCAUACUGGUCCACGAGAACAAACAACUGGAACGAGAUGAAACAGAAGACCCGAAGGGCGCUCGACGCGAGCGUAUCGAAGAGGCUGCGAGGCUGGAAGGCCUCACGUUCGAGGAAGCAUUAGAGCGCAAGAGAGGCUUCCGAUAUCUUUACUAG
This is a messenger RNA of Postia placenta MAD-698-R-SB12, 1278 nucleotides long. RefSeq lists its product as hypothetical. Bases 1 to 1278 code for a protein of 425 amino acids. Gene Ontology annotation, cellular component: membrane. The record is from RefSeq and is a predicted model, not a curated record. The transcript is spliced from 15 exons. Gene Ontology annotation, molecular function: transmembrane transporter activity. NCBI's taxonomy places the organism in Eukaryota, Fungi, Basidiomycota, Agaricomycetes, Polyporales, Adustoporiaceae.